Molecule: messenger RNA, 1918 nt
Organism: Exaiptasia diaphana
Lineage: Eukaryota; Metazoa; Cnidaria; Anthozoa; Actiniaria; Aiptasiidae
Product: gamma-glutamyl hydrolase
Exons: 10
Coding region: 994-1824 (276 amino acids)
Biological process (GO): tetrahydrofolylpolyglutamate metabolic process
Cellular component (GO): vacuole
Molecular function (GO): gamma-glutamyl-peptidase activity
Source: RefSeq, a predicted model, not a curated record
CUUAGGCCCCUGUUCAGUACUUAGUGGCCGUUCAAAAUCAGAUAGCACUUCAGAACAUACCGAUCUAUAUAGCUAGAUAUUUGUAAUGGAUACUACGAUCACGUGCCUUGAUCAACCCUGUUAACCCUGUCAUGGAAUGCAGACACCAGGAAGUGACAUUGGCUGUGUAAAAACAAGCUUAAUCUAUAUUCCAAUUUCAAUUCACAAGGUCAAUUCAGUGACUUAAACUGUGAAUUACAUAAGUUAUUUGGUGUGCUACAUUCUCUCCUUUUUCCAUACAUACUCUUUCUUCUCAAACAAAACACAUAUUAUAUUUUUGUGUCUUAUUGCCUUCCCAAUAGAUAAUGCGCAGGUCGGCUUUYAGUUAAUACUUAUAAUGUGAAUUGGGAUACCUGUGUAACGCUCGUCUGAAGGAAGAGGCGGAAGCCACAAGGUAUCAGAGCAGGAGAACUGCACUGUUUCCAUGGUGAUACAAAUAACUAAGUUCUGUUAUAGAAGUCCACAUAGAGUACCAUGAGAUUUUAUCCUAGUCACCGAUAUAGACGAUAUACUUAUUGAUCGUGGUUUCAGGUGCUGUAUUCAUCUUUCAUUAUAGUUUGAUAACUAAUUCAUGACUUCGUGUCAGUGAACAACAUUUUAAUUCUCUUCAUGGACCUGUUGUUUUGUUAUUUAGCGAAGACAAAACAAUAUUUUUUUCGAUAAUCACUUUAUAAUGAUAAUGUUUUCUAAGUCAUUUUCAAGGUUAUUUGUACGUGAAUGUAUAGGUAUUUUACUUAUUUUGGUUCUUCAAAUUGAGAUGAAAAAGUUCAAAACGCCAGGAGUAAAAACAAGACAAGCAAUCCAAUAUAACGAGCCAGUGAUAGGUAAGAUUGGUGUUACUGCAGUCAAUCAAGUUAUCGACAACUGAAGCUGCUGUAGAAUAGCGUCRGAGACAAAUAGACUCAACAAUGUCGAGGUAUUUUGACACAAGAGGUCACUGGAAAACUGUCCAAAAUGGCUCAAGGGCAAUACGUAUUAUCAUCCUAUGUAAAUAUGAUAGAAGCUGCUGGCGCACGCGUAGUACCCUUCCUAAUAAACCAAACCCCUGAACAAGUAGAAAGAAUGUUCACUUACAUCAAUGGCAUUGUUUURCCUGGAGGUCAUGUUAAAUUACAGCAUUCCAAGUACGGGACUGUGGGCAAACAGUUGUUUGAAUUGGCAAAAAAGGCAAACGACAAGGGUGAUGUGUUCCCAAUAUGGUGUGAAUGCCUAGGAUUAGAACUAAUAGCUUUACUAGCAUCUGGAAGAGGUCUUUUCAAAGGACAAUAUGAUACCAAGUUGUUUGAUUAUGUAUAUGCYAAGAAUGUUACCAUGCCUUUAACAAUGGCUGGAGACUGGAAAAAAAGUAAAUUAUACGGGUCAGCUCCUGCCGAUAUGCUCAAGUUUAUGACGACACAGCUCAAAGGAUUUCACAACCAUAAUAAAGCCAUCACUAUGAAGAUCUACAAAAAGUUCAAAAAACUUUCAGACAUGUUUAGUGUAGUGUCAACUAAUAAAGAUAAAAAAGGAAAAGAAUUUAUAUCAACUUUUGAAGGUAAAAAGUAUCCAUUCUACCUUUUACAUUGGCAUCCAAGUAAAUCACAAAACUACGCGCCCUAUGGCUMUGCAAUGACUCCAGAUCAAAAGGCGGUUUGGGCAGCACGUUUCUUGGUGGGAGUCUUUAUUAAUCAAGCGCGCAUGAGCAAACACAGGUUCCCGGAUGAGAUGACAAAAGCGAGAUCACUAAUCAAUAACUUUCCUGUCAUUAGAAAUAAUGAAGUUGAUGGAUAUUUCACUCCCAUGUAGAAUUUUAACAUAUAGCCAUAUUAUCUSUAAUAUUACAAUUUUCAGUAGUUAAUUAAAAGACUAAAUAUACAAUAAAUUUUAUAGUUUUCGUUGA